AUGGAGAUGGCAGAAGAUACAAGAGAAAAUAUUGUGAUUGUGGGUGGUGGGAUUUGUGGCCUUGCCACUGCUCUUGCUCUUCACAGGAAGGGCAUAAGAAGCUUGGUCCUAGAAAGAUCAGAGAGUUUGCGAGCAACGGGAGUAGCUAUCAUUAUUCAUUCUAAUGGAUGGCGUGCACUUGAUCAACUUGGUGUUGCCUCCUAUCUUAGACAAACUGCUAAUCCUAUACUAUCGGGACAAUUCAAGUCACUUAAUGAUAACAAGCUACAAAAAUUACCAGUUGGGAAAGAAGAAUUACGAUGUGUGAAAAGGACUGAUCUGAUGAAUAUCAUGGCUGAUAAUCUGCCAAAGAACACCGUACGUUUUGGGUGCAACGUACUUUCUAUCGAGUUGGAUCCCAUAACUUCUUCUCCAGUUCUUCAACUUCAAGAUGGAACCAGUUUGAAUGCCAAGGCUGUGAUCGGAUGCGACGGAGUGAACUCUACGAUUUCAUAUAUGAUGGGGGCGACGGCUACAAAUAUAUUCAACGUAUGUGGGAUAAGAGGUUUCACAAGUUAUCCGAGUGGUCAUGAAUUCGGCAGUGAGUUCAAACUCACCAAAAAAGAUGAUGUUCAAGUCGGACUAUUGCCCAUGACCACCAACCUGGUCUAUUGGUUCCUUACUCGCAAAUAUAUAUCGCGCAAGUCCAAGAUCUCCCACAGCCAGAAAUUAAUUGGGGAUAUGGCAGCUGCAUCAGUGAAGGACUUUCCUUCUAGCAUCAAAGAGAUGGUAGAGAAUUGCUCACUAGAGUCUCUACAUCUUUCUGACUAUAUGAGAUACCGACCAACGUGUGACAUACUACGAAGACGAUUUCGGGUGGGAACAGUAACAGUGGCAGGAGAUGCCUGGCAUGCAAUGGCUCCGUUCAUUGCUCAAGGUGGCUCAGCCUCUUUGGAAGAUGCAGUUGUGCUGGCUAGGUGCUUGGCGCGAAAGACUAUUGUUGGUAUUCCAAGUGGAAGAGUAAGCAAGACGAUGGUAGAAGAAGCACUUGAUGAAUACCUAAAAGAGCGGAAACCGCGAGUUCUAAGACUAUCUUUGCAGACGUACCUAAUUGGGAAAAUGCAUGAUACUUCAUCAAAAUUUAUCAAGUUCAUAUGCAUUGUGUUCAUGGCGAUCAUAUUCUACGACUCGCAUGGACAUACUCGUUAUGAUUGUGGUACCCUCUGA
Molecule: messenger RNA, 1206 nt
Organism: Rosa rugosa (rugosa rose)
Lineage: Eukaryota; Viridiplantae; Streptophyta; Magnoliopsida; Rosales; Rosaceae
Product: monooxygenase 1-like
Exons: 6
Coding region: 1-1206 (401 amino acids)
Molecular function (GO): FAD binding
Source: RefSeq, a predicted model, not a curated record